This is a messenger RNA of Dreissena polymorpha, 5013 nucleotides long. RefSeq names its product prion-like-(Q/N-rich) domain-bearing protein 25. The coding region runs from base 140 to 1078 and encodes 312 amino acids. The record is from RefSeq and is a predicted model, not a curated record. The transcript has 9 exons. Lineage: Eukaryota; Metazoa; Mollusca; Bivalvia; Myida; Dreissenidae.
UCACAAGAGGUUUAUAUUUCAAGUAAGAUAAUAUUAGAAUAUCUAGCAUCUUCAACUGUAAUUCUGAUCAUUGGAAGGCAGAGAUUCAAGGCGAGCGUUCAGUAAUUUAUCAGAGAACUUGUUUAAUAAGAAAAACGGGAUGGCUUAUUCGCAAUUGCUUAAAAAGCUGUUAGUAAUGGCGUUACUGCAAGAAAUUCGAACAGAAUUCUUGCUUCCGAGCGGCAAGUGCAAUGUUCCAAACGGAAUAUGUGAGACGAGAUGUAGGUGCAAGGAAGGAUUUAUAGCCCUGAACGAAUCGUGCCUAGGGAAGAUUGGAACUACCUGUACGAUGCAGUCAGACUGCAUACCGGAGGCGGCGUGUGACGAUACUUUCGGUGGCGGGACGUGCACGUGCAAUGACGGACUCGUGGCAUAUUCGAAUAAUACCGAAUGCCGACUGAAAGUGGGUCGACCUUGCAACGUUACUGCCGCCCCGCACUGCAUUCAGAAUGCCGAAUGUGACGUCAACGGUGCUAAACAGAACACGUGCACGUGUAGACAAGGCUUCUCAGUCAACAAUGACAAAACGAAAUGUUUGGGGAACGCGGGUACUGCGUGUGCUGCUACCAGUGAAUGCAUUAGUAAGGCGGUGUGCUCGGAAAAUAAGUGUACGUGUGAAGACUUGCAUGUACCGUCCGAAAACGGAACCAAGUGCAUUGGCUACGUUGGUAUCACGUGUGCGUCCACCAAUGAGUGCAUUCAGCACGCAGUUUGCACGGGUCACACUUGCACAUGUGAGGACAUGUAUGCAUCGUCUGAGGACAAAUCUACAUGCAUAGGCUACGUUGGUGCUAUUUGCGACCAACAUUCGGGGACUUGUGUUGCACAUUCUGAGUGUAUCGACGGUCAAUGUGCGUGUAAGAACGGUUACCAAGCCGACGGUAACGGGAGCAAAACAUGCAAAGAGAAAGAGGAUGGAUUGAAAGAUAUUAUAUGGAUUUACAUCGGCUCGGUGACUGGGUUCCUUCUUGUUUUGGCCGUUGUAACGUGCACCGUAACACACUAUUGCUGCCGUAAGAAAUUACAGAAUUUGUGUUGAAAUAGCUGUUCCGUUUUUAAGGGCAUCGUUACAGUGUUUUGUUAUUUAAUUUUUCGCAAUUUCUUGUUUACAUUAUAAUGACUGAUCAACCGAUAUUGCGUCUUUUUUAUGAGUCUUAAGAACAAUUGCAAUUUUACAAAACGACAAACUAACUUCGCUGCAAAGUUAUGUUUGUGAACGGAUGUUUUUCCACGGAUCACAAUUAAAUUGAUGUGAAUACGUGAUAAAUUACAAAUGCCAUGAAAAGCCUUCAAUUCUUAAAACAACAGUAGACCAGCAAGGGCCUACUUUUUUGCUUUACGUUUCGUCAGAAGCGCUUCAUCAAAACAUGUUUGUUUGGUUGCAUUGUUAAAAUCAUGACUUGGUCUUUUCAAAGGUCGUCAUGCAAAUUUCCAGAGUUCGCAGAUUUUCAAAAAUUUUACGCAUUCAUCAGUUGUUGGUUAUUUUGGAAGAUUUAAGUUAUGUUUAAGUCGAUAGUGUAAUUGUUCAUAUUCUUGAUUAUAAAUUGUGUGUUUAACCUGUAGUUUUUUAAUCAUCUUGUUUCAAAAAGUUACAUUAAACUUUCUCAUGUUUGCAUUCAAGCCUUAGGUAUUUACGUGGUAAUUUAAUUGAAAUGUUGUUUGUUAUUUAAUUUGAAUUUGUAUGAUGUAAGGUUAAAUGGACCUUUUCACGUUUUGGUAAAAUGACAAAAGUAUAUAUUAAAACAAUGUUUCAGAUUUGCGAAUUUUCGUUAUAGUUAUGAUAUGUGCAAAGAAACAGUAAUACUGAACAUUUACUAUGCUUUAAAUUAACUAUGAUUUAUAUCUUUUGACGAUUAAAAAUCUGAAAAUUAUCAAGUGUAACAAACGCGAAUCGAUUGAAUAAUUUCAAUUUGAAUAUGAAGAGAUGUGUUGUUAUCGUCAUUUGUUGUUACAUUACGAGGAUUGCUUAUUUAAAGUAUAAAAUACAUGAUUUACUUAGCGAGCAAUGAUGGUCGAGUGGUUUAGGUAACAGACUUUGACUCCAAUGGUCAGUUGUUCGAGCGUAGUUCAGUAUUACUACUUAUCUUUCUUGUUUUUCUUUUUUUACUUGAGCUAUUUUAUUCCAUUUUUUACAUUUAUUAUUUCAAAGCAUUUAAUGACAAUCUUCAAUACAAAUUGUAUAUACACUUAAAAUGUUUUGGGGUUAUUCUGGGAGCAUUGUGAGGUCUGGAGCACCUGAAAACCGAUAAAUACCCCACCCCGAUUGCUUUGCAUUGACCGGAUCAAGGUGGAAACAUAACAUCCGUUGUAUUCGUGUUUUUGUGCGUGUUGUGUAUUUGUGUGUCAUGUCUAGUAAUUUUGUUUUGUGUCCGAGCGUUGUACAAUUUGGUUAUUGGAAUCAACAGUGGGCCAUAUGCAAUUAACAUGAUUCUCUUCCACUGGCUAAGCUGAAAUCUCAAUGUAUGUAUUUUGGUAUAUAUUGUUUUAUGUUUUAUUAUAUAUGUUUAUGCAUUUUGAAUGUGUUAUGUUACAAACAUGACCAUACAUAUGAAAUAUGUUCUCCAUAAAGAUAUGUGGACAUUUAUCAUUAUGAUAUAACUAUGAAAUAUAUUACAAAUGUAAUCCUAGAAACAAACUAACGUUUAUAAGGAAUAUAAAAAUAUACAAUUAUAAACAUGUAUAAGUAAAUGAAAACAAUAGUUCCUGUGUGAUUCAAACCGGAAACUGGUAUGUCAAAAUAGUCAUGCCUUAUCCACUUUGAAUCAUAAUGACGUAGUUCUGUGUGAAACUUACCCAUGUGAUAUAAUUAUUUUAUCUAGAAAAGUUUUUAAUUUCAAUAAUAAACCGUUGAAAAAUCUACAUAUUUUUAUAUUUUAUAUUUUUCAAGUAAAUUUGAUAGUUUAUUAGUAACGAAUGAAACGGUAAUUGUAGUUUAUAUAUUUUUUUUGUUUUAACAGAAUCCAAAUUAUAAGCGAGCAUUUAUUAACAACGAAGUAUUCUUACUUGCUGGUAAAUACAAAUAUCUUGGUUUACUAUUAAACGAACAUCUAGAUCUCAAUGUUACAGCAAAGAUGGUAGCUCAGAAUGCUAGUCGUGCAUUAGGUUUACUCAUAGUCAAAGUUAAACUUAUCGGAGGAGUUCCGUAUAAUGUGUUCACGAAGCUUUAUGAUUCGGUUGUUUGGCCCGUCGUUAGUUAUGGUGCAUUCAUUUGGUGGUAUAAAUCCUUUUCGUGCAUUGCAUCUGUUCAUAAUAGAGCUAUGAGAUUUUUUCUGGGAGUAGAAAAGUAUACGCCCAAUUUGGCAGUGUCGGGUGACAUGGGUUGGAUCCCUGCUUCUGUUAGACAAUGGAAAGUUGUAGUAAAUUAUUGAGCAAGGUUAUCAACAACUAACUCUUCUAGGAUCUAUAAACAAAUAGCACUCUGGGCUAACAGUAGAUCUGAUAAUUGUAAAAUUUGGUUUUAUUUUGUUCGUAAACAUUUGGAUCAUUAUAAUCUAAGUAAAUAUUGUGACAUGUCUACACCUAUAGCUAAGCAUGCUAUUGUUAAGCAUAUUGAAGAAGACAUGUUGUUAGAAUUUAAAAAUGAUUGGUUCAAACAGAAAAAUGCUAUUCAUGGUCCGUCUGGCAGAGGUGGUAACAAGUUACGAACCUAUUGUACAUUUAAACAUAAAUAUAGUGUUGAGAAAUAUUUAGCAUGAUUUUACCAAAAUUUCAUAGAUCAGCAUUGUGUGAAUUUAGGAGUGGUGUUGCGUAUUGAAACAGGGCGAUAUGAGGGUCUUCCUUUGGAAAGACGUUUUUUGUCCAUUUUGUAAUGCCAAUAAUAAAAGUGUUAUUGAAAAUGAAAGCCAUGUUUUACUUGAUUGCAAUUUGUACUGGGAUAUAAGAAAUACCCUUUUUGAUAUAGCUUAACUUUCUGCACCUGAUUGUAUGACUUUUAGCAAUUAUGAUUGAUAAACUUAAAUUGCUUUUUACUGAUAAUAAUAUGGUUAGAAUUUUAGCCAAAACCUGUUUCUUGAUACUAAAAAGACGACAAUCUUACAUGUGAAAAUAAUAUUAAUUUACAUUCAAUGGUACAAAUUACUAGCCUUUUGGUACCAAUUUUAUUCAAAUAAACUGUGUAAAUAUUUGUAAACAGAUUAUUGUUUUUAAGGUAUAUAGACCUUUUAGACUAUGUAUAUAAUGUAAUGCCAAGUAUUUUAGAUUAUCUUAGUGCUGCCUUUUAUUCUGUACUAUAAUGUUAUGGCUAAUCAGUUCUUUUAUGAUCUGAUCAUAGGGGAUAAAUGAUUUAUUACCACCUUUUUUUUCUUUUUCAUUUCAGUGUAACUUGCACAUCUUUUCAAAUUCAGUAUUUAUUCUAGACAUUUAAUUGCAUUAUCUAGCUAUCAGAUUAGCAAAAGCAAUCUAGGUUUUAUGUGUAAAUAUUUUGGUUGAUAUAUAAUGGUGUUAUUAGUAUGUUUUAUGAGUUGAUAUAACUUGUUAAAGAAAGGAGGAUAACUUGGAAGUGCUUAUUUACAAAAGAUACAAUAAGAGCUUCCGAGUUAGCUUCCCUUUCAAUAAGUUUUAAAUAAUUAAUUUUUCUGAUAUGUAAAGGAUUAACUAGUCUCUUGUAACUCAAAUUUGAGUGGCAGCAAUGAUUAUGUUUUAUGUUUUACAGUAUUGGUUUAUCUGUGAGUGUAUGUAAUUAUGCUGAUGACACUAUAAUAAACUAAUAAUAAUAUAAGUGUAUAAGCAUGUAUUGCUAAAUACGUCCACGCCUUUCCACAAGCUGAAAUAUACAACUGAUAAUGUCAACACUAAAACUGUUAAGACCGUUAAUAGUAUUGUAACUCGAUCACUAAAUUGUGGCGCUUGUACACAAACUUAAUGAUAAUUCACGUGCAAUUUAAUACCCAAAUACUGAUAAAUAUUUAUAUCAGAUUAUUUGUAUAAAAUACAUAUCUGUUGAUUGAGUUCGUAUGAAUAUACAUCUAUAUGCUG